Messenger RNA from Dibothriocephalus latus, 414 nucleotides. NCBI's taxonomy places the organism in Eukaryota, Metazoa, Platyhelminthes, Cestoda, Diphyllobothriidea, Diphyllobothriidae. The record is from the annotation of a GenBank genome assembly.
AUGGCCGACUUGGGAGCAAUGAUAAUAACGGGAAUGUCCGCCAACCCCCUGACCAUUUUGGCCAAGCAGGCUUCUCUGACCCUCAUACCCGUAAACACGGGUUGUACCCUCUACGCGCCCUCCGGCCGGCCGGUUUCGCGGGAAAAGGACGAGAGGAUGGAGGAGGAGUUCAACCGCCUGUUGGCCACUGCUACCCACCUCUGCCACAGCCGCGGCCUGGACACCAACCUCACUGAUGGCACUUCUCUUUCUCUCGGUGGCGUCCUAGAAGACCUCAUCAGGUACCAAGAAAAUCACAUUGUUCCGCUCAAGGCUACCCACCGCAGGCUGGUCUCCAUCCUCUUGGAGAGAAAGGCAAAGACCCUCAAUCAGAUGAUCUCUCUUAUUCUGUGUCGUAUUUCCUGUUCCGUCUGA